AUGGCGGGUCGUUAUACGACUCCGCCGGCGCAUACAUCUCGUGCUGAUGGCCAGCCCACUGUGAUCCACCCUUACGGGAUGUCACCCAUCAGCCCAACUCCCAAGCACGUAACUUUUGAGCUCCUCUUUCCCGAAUCGCCAGCCUACAAGGCUCGUUUGCCGAUGCGAGUGCAGAUAUUUCCUCAUGAUACGACUGACUCUAUCAUCACAACGGUGAAAAAUUUCUAUGGUCUCUACGAGGGACCCAAUGGAAUCCAGGGCGUUAGCUUUGAGGACGAACAAGGGAACACAUUGAUUGCAAGAUAUGAAAACCUGAGAGACCGGAUGAUCGUCUACGUGCGCGUGAUUCCGGACUAUACUACAGUCUUCAAUCAGGGUUUGGAGCAACUCAAUGCAGCGGCAGGUCUUCGCAAAGGCUCUUCACUCGAUGAUCCACACGCUGCUGUCCCUUCUUUCGCUCAGCCGUACGGCAAUGGGCAGCCCCACUCACGACCAUCUUCCAGACUUGCUCGGAAGCGGAGCGUUUCGCCCCAGUCUGGCCGUGGUCGCCGCUCACAAUCCGCCACCACCAUGAAGAAGCCUCGCUCUCGGUCGGGUGCUAUGAGUCGUCAGUCGAGCUCUCAUGGCUUCCCACCAGAUCACGGAAGCGAUGGUCUGACUGGUUAUAGCAGUGGUGAUGGAGCGCCUGGAUCGGCAACGGGGUCUCGCAAGAGUAGAAAUGAGCAGGUCGCCAGUGCGGACAUUAGCUUAGACAAUAUCGUGGAAGGCGGUCGCAGAAAGAGGGCCAAGUUUGAAAGUUCGGAGCUCCCUCUUUUCGUCCCACCACAAGUGCCCGCUCCGACGUCUAUCUCAUCAGUCUCCCCUCAGCGCGGCCUCCACGCACAGACUGUAGUCCCGCCGGAGGCUUAUGCCAUGCAAUCCACGAUUUCUUACAAUCCGAUGCAUUCUCAGAAUUAUACUGCUUCUUACGCAUACACAGAUGGUGUGGCACCGUCUUACUCAACACCUCCUGGCGUGCAACACGGCCAUCGUCUUCGCACUCGAGGGGCUGCUACCUAUCCUCCCACUCGUCAAGCAUUUGGUGCUGCGUCUUCUGUCAAUUUGCCUGGGAUUCUUCCCACUCCUGAUCCCACGGUAGCGAGCUGCAUUUCCGACGAGGAUGUCGCACUUCAGUUGAUGCGUCUUGGUGAUACGUCAAAUAUCUCCAAUGGUACGCGCAACUCGACUUCUACCCUGGACGAUGAACUUAGUGGUGCUGCCGAUGUCGCAUCUUCCAGUGGCGCUACUAGUGAGCAUGAGGAGGAUGCGGACCAACCGUCUCUCCCUGCACAUCCUGUGCCCAAACUUGAGUCGAGCCCCAUUCCCCGGCCCGGCACAAUCAAGAAGCGCCCGAAGCACCUGGAUGAAAUCCUGCCUAGCUUCGACAGCACUGAUAUCAGCGGCGAUGAAGGCGCCCGUGCUGAUGACGAGGUCGACGAGGACUAUGAAUACGAAGAACGCAAGGAUGCCUCUUUCCUACCAAAUUCGAAUGACGUCAUCCAAGAAAAUGCAGUCGAUGGGCCUACCGCUGCUAUCGUUAAGAUCAAGGUUAACAAGUCAAAGACAACUACAAAUGGGUCCUCACAAGCUCGCAGUGGGACUUCUUUAAAGUCGACCAAAGCAGGAAAGUCGCAGGCUGGCGCCACCAACAAGACCAAAGCGAAAUCUGCUCCAUCCAACAAGGUUCCAAUUUCUCCCACUUCUCUUUCCUCGCAUUCGCGCAAACCCUCGACCGCUUCCACACUCAAUUUCCAGCAUCAGCUUGGCGAGGAUGAGGAAGAUUUGUCAACAAAACCUCGUUGCCAACGUUGCCGGAAGAGCAAAAAGGGAUGCGAUCGUCAGCGCCCAUGCCAACGAUGCAAGGAUGCUGGCAUUGGGAUUGAGGGUUGUAUUAGUGAAGAUGAGGGGAACGGUCGCAAAGGUCGAUAUGGUCGGCACAUGGGGGUACCUGUCAAGAAAGAGACAGUUCCUAUAGUGCCGAAUCCUGAACUGCAGGCAGCUAGUGCCAUCCUUGGCGGGAUCGCGGCGGGAGAUGCCAACGCUGACAAGAGCAAGAAGCGUAAGAGAUAA
Messenger RNA from Xylona heveae TC161, 2109 nucleotides. RefSeq lists its product as hypothetical. Gene Ontology annotation, molecular function: zinc ion binding; DNA-binding transcription factor activity, RNA polymerase II-specific. The record is from RefSeq and is a predicted model, not a curated record. Lineage: Eukaryota; Fungi; Ascomycota; Xylonomycetes; Xylonales; Xylonaceae. Gene Ontology annotation, biological process: regulation of DNA-templated transcription. The transcript has 2 exons. Bases 1 to 2109 code for a protein of 702 amino acids.